GCGGUGGCGCCUGCGCGCUGCGCCCAGCGCCGCUUCCUGGUGGCGGCGGGGCCGGGCCGGGCCGGGCCGGGCCGGGGCGAUGGCGGCGCCGCGGCGGCCGGGGCCGGGGCCGGGGCCGGGGCUGGCGGCGGCGGUGCUGCUGCUGCUGCUGCUGUGGGCGCGGGCGGCGGCGGCGGGCGCGGAGGCGGCGGCGCAGCCGGCGGCGCUGGAGGAGGAGAUCGUGUCGGAGAAGGCGGCGGAGGAGAGCCACCGGCAGGACAGCGCCAACCUGCUCGUCUUCAUCCUGCUGCUCACCCUCACCAUCCUCACCAUCUGGCUCUUCAAGCACCGCCGCGCCCGCUUCCUGCACGAGACCGGGCUGGCCAUGAUCUACGGGGUCCUGGUCGGCGUGGUCCUCCGCUACGGCAUCCACGUGCCCAGUGACGUCAACAACGUGACGCUGAGCUGCCAGGUGCAGAGCAGCCCCGCCACGCUGCUGGUGAACGUCAGCGGCAAGUACUACGAGUACACCCUCAAGGGGGAAAUCAGCGCCCAGGAGCUCAACAACGUCCAGGACAACGAGAUGCUGAGGAAGGUGACUUUUGAUCCCGAGGUGUUUUUCAACAUUUUGCUUCCUCCGAUUAUAUUUUAUGCAGGCUACAGCUUAAAAAGGAGGCAUUUCUUCAGGAACUUGGGGUCGAUCCUGGCGUACGCUUUCCUUGGCACGGCCAUCUCCUGCCUGGUGAUCGGCUCCAUCAUGUACGGCUGCGUCGCCUUGAUGAAGGUCACGGGGCAGCUCGGCGGGGACUUCUACUUCACGGACUGCCUCCUGUUCGGUGCUAUCGUGUCAGCUACGGACCCAGUGACCGUUCUUGCCAUAUUCCACGAACUCCAGGUCGAUGUUGAGCUGUAUGCCCUUCUCUUUGGCGAAAGCGUCCUCAAUGAUGCCGUUGCCAUAGUGCUGUCUUCGUCGAUCGUUGCGUACCAGCCGGCGGGUGACAACAGCCACACGUUUGAUGUCACAGCGAUGUUCAAGUCUAUUGGGAUCUUCCUGGGGAUUUUCAGUGGGUCUUUUGCGAUGGGGGCGGCUACUGGAGUUGUGACAGCAUUAGUCACCAAGUUCACCAAACUCCGGGAGUUCCCGUUGCUGGAGACCGGCCUCUUCUUCCUGAUGUCCUGGAGCACGUUCCUGCUGGCCGAAGCCUGCGGCUUCACAGGUGUGGUGGCCGUGCUCUUCUGCGGGAUCACCCAGGCCCAUUACACCUAUAACAACUUAUCCACCGAGUCCCAGCACAGAACUAAGCAGUUGUUUGAGCUUCUGAACUUCUUGGCAGAAAACUUCAUCUUCUCUUACAUGGGACUUGCGCUGUUCACCUUCCAGAACCACGUCUUUAACCCUACCUUUGUGGUGGGCGCUUUCCUUGCCAUCUUCCUAGGAAGAGCUGCCAAUAUUUACCCAUUGUCAUUUUUACUGAAUCUGGGGAGAAGAAAUAAGAUCGGAACAAAUUUGCAGCAUAUGAUGAUGUUUGCCGGGCUGCGAGGAGCCAUGGCAUUCGCCUUGGCCAUCCGCGACACGGCCACCUACGCCCGGCAGAUGAUGUUCAGCACCACGCUCCUCAUCGUCUUCUUCACGGUGUGGGUCUUCGGCGGGGGCACCACGGCCAUGCUGUCCUGCCUCAACAUCCGGGUUGGUGUGGAUGCCGAUCAGGAAAACGUGGGCGUCCCGGAAAGCGAGCGGAGGAGUACGAAGGCAGAAAGCGCCUGGCUCUUCCGCAUGUGGUACAACUUCGACCACAACUAUCUGAAGCCCCUGCUGACGCACAGCGGUCCUCCGCUGACGACCACGCUCCCGGCGUGCUGCGGGCCUGUCGCCAGGUGCCUGACAAGUCCGCAGGCGUACGAAAAUCAGGAGCAGCUGAAGGACGACGACUCCGACCUCAUUUUGAACGACGGGGACAUCAGCCUGACCUACGGGGAUUCCACCGUGAACACCGAUUCAGUCGCGUCCAGUGGCACGUCGCGGCGCUUCGUAGGCAACAGCUCCGAGGAUGCGCUGGAUCGGGAGCUCGCUUUCGGGGACCAUGAACUCGUAAUCCGGGGAACGCGCCUGGUUCUUCCCAUGGAUGACUCGGAGCCGCCAUCAAACAUCCUGGAUAACGCAAGGCAUGGUCCAGCAUAAGGUUGCUCGGUUAAUUGACAGUAAUAUUUGCAUAUAUGAUCAAGAAAUAUGUACUACCUAAAGUCUAAUGCAUGUCUCAAAAUGUCUAAGCUGUAUAAAUAUUAUUUAUAUGGUGUCAGAAGAAUAUAAAUAUUCUCUGCCAAGCACUUGUAAAGAACAAGCUGCAAAUUUAAGUUAAAAACUGUGUUGACUGCACUGUGUAGGGUGGAACCGUUUUAGCAUAAGACUCUUUUGCGCACAGUGAGCUUCUUUUACGGUGUGACUCGAUGGAGGGUUUAGGUUCCAGCUGGUAAGUAAAGGAGCUGGCUCCCCGCUCGUCCCCUGUACCCAGGAGAGCGGGGUAGGCAAGCGGUGGCGAGCAAUGUCAGUCGCUUUCUAUUCAGAUGGGGAAUUUUGUCUCUGACCUUUGGAUAAUCGCAUUAAAACGUCAGUGAAAUGUCUGCCUGCAGCCCGUCUCGCUGGGCAGCGGCCAGCAAUAACCUUCUCCGCUUUGUGGGAACCUGAGCUGGGAUCCUCGUCCCGGUGGAGGGACGGGAAGGAACAGGGAAAGGGUUUCCUAUUGGAAGUGACCUGUCUCCUCUGCCCAAGCCUUCGGCAGGCUGACGGCAGACAUCAGCCAGAGCUGUCUGCAGCAAUCCUGGGUUUCUGGCCGCUCGGAUGGGGCCCUGAAGGAGCGGGAGGCCGUGCCUGUGCUCGUGCUGGGCGGAUGGAGGUGAUGCCGUCCGGGCUGCACGCAGGUGUCGUGGCCGCUCCCGCAGCUCUCCGGAAACGGCAAUCAAAAUCCUGAACUGGCACCUAAAUUUUGCAUUGGGAAGCGGCCACGUCUCCGCGCGAGCGGCUCUCUCCCGCUCGGGUCGGGGAGGUGGCCGAGGGGGCCGAGCGGGGCGGCAGCGCUGACCCACCGGCAGCACGAGCGCUCGGGCUCCGGCUUGAACCUCGUCCUCCAGGCGCGUCCCAGCACCAUGGUGGUACCCAAGGGGAGUUGUCCGUCUGUCCGUCCGUCCCCCUGUGUAGUCCAAACCAUUGCACUUUGUUUAACAGCUCCUUCGCGUUAGCAUGCCCUGUGUCUGUAAUCCUGCUCUCUCAUGUCGCUGACCAUUUACUGAGAAACGUUUGCGAGUUGACCUGUUUUUUGGGGCUUUGUUUGUUUUGCUGUUUUCCCAGGGAAGAGCACAGAACGGUUUGCAAUUCCACACUGGUGUUACAGGAUUUGCUCCAUAGUUAUGGAAAUGGCUAAAGGUGCAGUGAAACUGUUAACCCUGACACCUGCUUUUCCCCCGGAGAAGGGGAAACCAUAGGAAUUUACUGUAUGCGGUUUUAUUGCCUAUUUUCGCUGCAGUCCUGCUGUACGAAACUUUGUGCUGCCGGCUCCCGGGGUGCAGCCUCCGCAUCCCUCGGGAUGGGCCCGGCCCUCCGAGCGCUGGCCCCCGGCUGCUCGCCCCAGCACUGCCUGGGAGCUGGAGGGGCCAGGAAAUAUGGAAUUUUUGCGUGUGUGUUUAUGGUUGAGAAACUAAAUUUCAACUUUUGUUUUUCAUUUUCUCAGGUCUAAGUAACAUUGCCUUAAAUGUACUGAAGUGAAACUAAUUAUUUUGGCAGUUUCUCCCCAAGAAAGUACUUUCUUUUUCCUUCCGAGCAAGCUGUAGGUGUUGCCAUAGGGCUCCUCACGACGGGGUACACUCUCUGUAUUUAGGCAUAGGCUCUUCUCGCACCGAUAAAUGGCAGUUGUAGCUGUUAACGUAGCUGUUGGAUUAGCGCUAGCCUCUUCGUUUCCUGCUAUGCAGGAUCGCCAUAAAGCGUGUGUUUUAUAUGAUGUCUGUAACUUAACUUCAUGUGUUUAAAAAAGAAAAAAGGAAAAAAAAAAAGUUGGUACGUGUUGACUUUAGGUUUACUGCAUCACUUCUACAUCCCCCCACCCUUUUUUUUUUUGUUUCAGGUUUGCGUUUUUGAAGAGGUAUGAUAAAUAACUACCUCUUGUUUUUUCCUGUAUGGUCCGACUGUGAAUUCAAUUUACAAGAAGCCGGCGGUGGUGGAGCAGGGCAGCGCGGCUGCAGGCUCUGCUCCCGGCGCGAGCCCUCUCGUUGGGCCCUCGUUACCUCCGCUUUAAAAAUCAAACCCUUAAUAAUGCAUUUUUCUCUUUCUCUGACCCUCAGACUUUAAUAACUUACCCACCGUCUUUUCAGCUUACCGACAUGUUACUAUGAGCCUCAGCUUUUGAUGCCAGUGGCAGUUCAACUUCAUACUUAAAAAAAAAAAAUAAAGUUAGCAAAUGAUUUGAUGGGAUACCUGUGAACUUUGUCAUGUCUCACACACAAUAUAACCAGGACUAUUUUGCAUACUCCUGGUAAAUGAAUAAAUCUAAGCUGAAAUUCAGGAGUGGUUUAAUAAACAACUCGGAUUAACCCUCAGCUGCUCCUUUUCCUUACCGCACCGCGGCAGGGAAUAGGAGAGGGCCUGGUUUUCCGACGCCGAGCCUGGUUUUCCGACGCCGAGCCUGGAUGCUGUGCACCGCGGGCGAAACCGGGGGCCCUCGGCAGCGCGGGAACCCAGGCCUGCCGAUCCGGCUGGGCAGCCCCAAGCAGGCGGCUCCUAGCUCACCUGGAGCUGUAGCGAAGGUGCCCUUCUUCCUCUGUAAAUUGAAUUUCCAUGGUUCUUGCACACGAAAAAGCACUGUAGGUAACGUUAUGGUUUGUACUAGUAUUGUCAACUCGUGCGGUACCGGCAUUAACUGUAGUCGUGGUGUUCGUGCAGCUGAGCUGUGGUAGCCGAUGAUCCCUGUUGGACCUGCUGUUUACACUGACUGACUCCCUUCCUGUCGCGUUGUACUGUGAAAGAAGGAUUAUGGGCCUAUAAACGAUCUUUUUUUUCCUGGAA
Messenger RNA from Dromaius novaehollandiae (emu), 5029 nucleotides. It is a transcript of the gene SLC9A6, whose product is annotated as solute carrier family 9 member A6. The transcript has 16 exons. The coding region runs from base 80 to 2158 and encodes 692 amino acids. Lineage: Eukaryota; Metazoa; Chordata; Aves; Casuariiformes; Dromaiidae. Gene Ontology annotation, molecular function: sodium:proton antiporter activity; potassium:proton antiporter activity. The record is from RefSeq and is a predicted model, not a curated record. Gene Ontology annotation, biological process: regulation of intracellular pH; sodium ion import across plasma membrane; potassium ion transmembrane transport. Gene Ontology annotation, cellular component: recycling endosome; plasma membrane.